Messenger RNA from Protopolystoma xenopodis, 354 nucleotides. The record is from the annotation of a GenBank genome assembly. Lineage: Eukaryota; Metazoa; Platyhelminthes; Monogenea; Polystomatidea; Polystomatidae.
AUGGGCAACGUAGCUCGUCCAACUGAAACCGCCGCGAUGGGAAGUCUUAAGGCUAAAGCAGUGUCCGAAAAUGAGGCCGAGCCAGCAAAGAACGCAAAAGCUGCUCCUCGCGAUUUUUUCUCUCACAAUACACGCGACCUGUUGAUAAUCAGUUUAGUGCGUUAUAAGUUCAGCAAUGCCAGGUCUACAGUUUGUUUGUACCAAGUGUGGUUGGAAGAUUUAUUUAAUUUGCAACAUUUUCCUCAUACGUUUGAUAAUUUGGUUGGCGUAUAUGUUGUUUUUAGCGCGCCAAAUUUGAAAAAUCCAGUACAGAGCAGUCUUAAAAAGGGCAUGUUGGAGUUUGUGAUGAAAUAA